Messenger RNA from Clunio marinus, 1439 nucleotides. The record is from the annotation of a GenBank genome assembly. NCBI's taxonomy places the organism in Eukaryota, Metazoa, Arthropoda, Insecta, Diptera, Chironomidae.
AGAAAUGUUGUCAACAAACUUCGGCUUUUAAUCGUAUUCGUUCUUUAUUUAUAAAUGUGAAACAAACGCUAAAGUACAAUCAGUUUUAAAUGACAAUUUCAUGAGAUUAAACGUUUCACGUGUAAUUCUUUAAAAAUUCCUACAUUUUGCUGAUUUGCUGAAAUAACUGAAAUAAGAAAGACAAUUAAACAAUGGCUGCAACAGGUGACGAAUCAAAAAAAAUCGUCAAAGCUGAUGACACGGUUUUACCACAUUUAGAAUCAUGGGAACGCAUGAUGAAACUUCCUGUCGUAGAAGCCGCAUGGUACCAAAGUGAAGAAGUUUAUAAGAAAGUUAAAGACUUUAACCCGAUGUUCAAUUGGGCUUUCCGCACCACAGAGAACGUGGUGAAAGGAUGCGUUACAUUAUCAGCACCAAUUGUCAAUAAAUUUGACACUCCAAUAAGUUUUGUUGACCAAUUAUAUGUGAAAGGUCUUGAUAAGCUAGAAGAAAGAGCUCCAAUCAUUAAGGAACAACCAGCUGAGAUUUUGAAUCAAGCAAAAGCCAAAGUCAUGGAUGUCGUGCAACCACAAAUUAAUAAAGUGUGUGGACUUAGAAAGACCAGCGAAAAAAAGGCUGCAACAUUAAAAGAAUUGUCUUAUAACAAAGCAAAAGAAGUUUUAGCAACUUCUUAUGGACAAAUCUGUGUGACUGGAAUUGAUUCAACUGCUGUUCUCGCUGAACGUCUUCUCGAUAGUUUCUUUCCAAAAACUAUUGAAGAUGAUUCAAAGGACGAUGAUAAACCCAUUUCUGCUGAAGAUGAUCCCGUUUUGCACACUGUCCAAACCAUUGGUCGUUUAAAUAACAUGGUUGCUCGUCGUGUCUAUCGAACUGUUUCCCAACAAAUAAAAAUGAUCAAAAAGGAAGACCUGACUGAAUAUGUUGCCUCUCUUAUCGCGGUCUUACGUCUUACUCAAUACCUCAACUUUCUCAAUGAAAGAGUUCAGCAGAACCAACUAAAGAAAGAAGAUCAACUUAAAACUGUUAUUGAAGGUCAAACAGCUAUUGAAAGCAAUUAAUUAUUUAAAUAUCUACCUAGAAUUAAUAAUCAAGCGCUCAUAAAUUUUUUAUUGCUCUUUUUAGGUGUAAUACUCGUAAUAAGUCUUCUGAAAUUAGCCAAAAUUUUGCUUGAUUUUGAAUGAAAUCAUUAUUAAAAUUUGUUUUGAUAAAUUUCAAUUAUAAAAUGAUCAGCGAUCGUAAAAUGUAAACUUUGUAACAAGCUCAUAAUAAGUGAAUAACUGAUUGGACACCAUUCGUAUGCCAUUUACUUUUAUUAAUGUUAUUAUAAGUAUCUCGAUGCUGCUUUCUUCCUUCAAAAACAAUUUAAUGUUUAAGCAUAAAUUUAUAUGUAGAUAUCAUAUAAAAAAAUUGUUUAUUAAAGAAAUCAUUUGAGCUUUCAA